AGCAUUAAAACAAUUGCAGAAAUGACGCUUUCAGUCCCUGGAGGUUGCUCUGCUUAGACCGUUAGGCUCCUUAUCCCAUCAGCACGUCUGACGGGACAGGAUAACUGCUUAAGGUACGAUAAUCCCAAAACUCUCAGUCACAUGUUGUCUGACACUGCGAUAGUGUAGAGGUCUGAGCAGUAGACAGCAGGCAGCAUAGAAGCCACUCUGUUCUUCCUGCCUUGCAAGAAGAGCUCCAUGAUUUCGUCUGAUGUAAGAAAUGAGGCAGCAGUGAUGAGCUACCUGGAUGAAGUUCCUUUCCGGAUGGCCAGGAGCCUUGACGGGGACUCAGGGGGAGAAAACCCUUUAAUCACUGCCCCGGACAUCGAGCUCCCUGACUGCGCUGACAUCCUCAUGAGCACCAUGCACGACUUCUCACUGGAAAGAAAAGUGCUUUACUGGGUCGAGGUGGCCUCUCAGCAGCAUACCCCCCGACAUCGGGUCACCUCCGAAGUUGUCCCCACGGCUCCGCCAUGCUGGCUGCUGCUGGUGGACCCUGCUGACAGCUACGGGGGGAGACCACGGGACGGGGCAGUGCGGCGCUGCAUCAGCAUGAGCGCUGCCAACGGCAGCUACGGGCACACCAAGGGCAGAGGUGCCUUGUCCGACACUGAGAGUGAGAUCCAGCACUCGGAGGAGGAUGAGUACGAGGAGGACGACGAGUACUCCUCGACCUCCUGGGAAGAGAAUGACAAGGAUGAAAAGGUUUCCAGGAGGAGAAACACUGGGAGAGGUUUGACUCUGCAUCCCGACUUUUACCAGGCCCGGCCAAAGACAUCGCCUGGCUUGCUGGAGCCCUUGCCAGAUAAUAGUGGCUGCAACCUUGCCAGCCCAGACCUGAGCAAGCAGAGAAGAUCCAUGGUGAUAUUUAACAACAUGAAGAAUGAGCUGGAAGCGGCCAGAAGGAAGCUGGCUGCUUUGGUGCAUCCUUUGAAUAGAGCUGCUGUGAUGAGGAGAGGGGUCCCCGUGCCGCGGCUGCUCCCCCCGCGCCACCGCACCAGCCGUAGUGUCAAGUACGGGCCAGCCCCGGACGUGUCCCACCUGGGGACCUUGGUGCCAGCUCCUCCGGCCACAGCCGCACCGAUCCCCCCGAUCAAACGGCAUAAGCCCACAGUGCCGUCCCUCAGCCCCUACGCCUGCCUCCCCCCUGCCUCCACGCCUGCGCAACCUCUCGGCUCCCACAGAUCCCAGUCGGAUUCAGCAGCUGACCUGCUCUCAGCGCUGAGCCAAGAGGAGCGAGACCUCAUCGAGCCUGUUAUAGCCUUGGGCUACCCCCCCCACAAAGCCAUCCUCACCCUCCAGAAGACUGGAAGGCAAAGCCUAAGUCAGUUCCUGAGCUACCUGGGUGCCUGUGACCGGCUGCUGAAGCAGGGCUAUGAGGAAGGCCAGGUGGAGGAGGCCAUGGAAAUGUUCCAGUACUCGGAGAAGAAGGCAGCUGAAUUCUUGCAUUUGUUAGCCCAGUUUAACGAUAUGGGUUUCCAGCAAAAUGAAAUCAAAGAAGUUCUUUUGCUUUGUGGGAAUCAGAGGGAGAAGGCGCUGGAAGAGCUCGUGAUGAAGACCCAGUGACCAGGUUCUGGACCUCAGUCACAGCUUCCCCUCUCCAGACCAGACCUCCGAAGGACUUGGUUGGGUCGGUGGGCGCUUAUCCUUCUGCUGCUCCAUCCCCUCCCCGAGCAGCACGGCUCAGCGGGCACAAACCUUCGAAGCACUGGCUUGGUGUCUCAUCAUUUUGCGGACAUCCAUCAUAAGCAUGUUAUCACUGCACUAAGGCAAAGGCUUUAUAGCAGGAGUGUUUAUCUCUUCACCCACACAUCUCCACCCUUGGUCAUCUCAGCUGUUUAGAUUAGAUGCAAUAAGAUCCAAACCGCCUUUGGCUUAGAUUUUGCAAAACCCAAACCACACUUUGCUCCCUCCACCUGGGGUGAUGGAUGUUGUGUUUUCAACUACAAUCAGAUGUGGAUUCUUAAAAGAUUUUAUAAAUCAACAGAAGAGAUUGUUUUCAUAAAAACUGAAAGCUCCUGCAGAAACAUUUGUCAGUCCUUGCUUGGGAAGAGUCUCAUGACUUAGUCAUGGUUGAAUAUUGUAAUUGAAAUCCAGUCCGAUCACAUUAACUUCUUUUAAACCAGAAACUUGAGAAAAAUACACAAUUCAGUGAGGGUAAGGGUAGAAAACAGGCUGCCCUUGCUUUAGAAAUAUGUGAAGUUUAUCCAGUGCAAUGAAAAGUGGCUUAUGCAAGGGUUUGUGCUUGGGCAAUUUUAUGAAAUCAGAACAGAGAGAUGGGGAAUGGCUCGGCUGCCCUUGUGCUCUGCCCAAAUCAGGAAAAUUCAGGGGAUGGUUCCCUAAACUGUGGAGACAGUGGCUCCAAAUGAAGUUAAGCAUGAAUGUCAAGAGUCAGGAAGAUCUGGAUGCCCGGGGUAAUUUUUGUAUAUAACUGAAGGACAGAGAUUCAGAUCACCUUACGGGACACGUCUUGUGGCUUGGCAGUGGAACAGCGGACAGUGUUUUCAUGUAAAAAAUAUAUUGGUUUCUUGUGAAUUAGAUACAGAUGUAAUUUCUUUGAGUAAAGAUGGUUGGAGGGGUUCUUCUGAAA
This is a messenger RNA of Athene cunicularia (burrowing owl), 2629 nucleotides long. It is a transcript of the gene UBAP1L, whose product is annotated as ubiquitin associated protein 1 like. NCBI's taxonomy places the organism in Eukaryota, Metazoa, Chordata, Aves, Strigiformes, Strigidae. Gene Ontology annotation, cellular component: ESCRT I complex. The coding region runs from base 238 to 1605 and encodes 455 amino acids. Gene Ontology annotation, biological process: ubiquitin-dependent protein catabolic process via the multivesicular body sorting pathway. The transcript has 6 exons. The record is from RefSeq and is a predicted model, not a curated record. Gene Ontology annotation, molecular function: ubiquitin binding.